AUGGCCAACCUACCACCCGUCUAUAUCGUCUCUGUCGCCAGAACGCCUGUCGGAUCAUUUCUAGGCUCUCUCUCAAGCCUCAGCGCCAUUGACCUCGGCGCCCACGCCAUCAAGUCCGCCGUUGAGCGUGUGCCACAGAUCAAGCCAGAAGAUGUCGAGGAGGUCUUUUUCGGCAACGUGCUGUCAGCCAAUCUUGGCCAGGCGCCUGCGCGUCAGUGCGCCCUGAAUGGCGGGCUCUCCAAGAGCGUGAUUGCAACCACGGUCAACAAGGUGUGCGCUUCCGGCCUCAAGGCGAUCAUUCUGGGAGCUCAGACGAUCAUGACGGGCAAUGCGUCGAUUGUGGUGGCUGGUGGCACCGAGUCCAUGUCCAACACGCCGCACUACCUGCCGACGCUGCGCAAGGGCUCCAAAUACGGCAACGCAACGUUGGUGGACGGCGUGCUGAACGACGGCCUGACGGAUGCCUACGGUGCCAAGGAGCACAUGGGGCUGCAGGGCGAGCUGUGCAGCGACGACCACAGCAUCUCGCGUGCCGAGCAGGACGAGUACGCCAUCGGGACGUACCAGCGUGCGCAGGCGGCAACGGAGGCCGGCGUGUUUGCGUCGGAGAUUGCGCCCAUUGACGUUCCGGGUCCGCGGGGGAAGCCGGCGACGCGUGUGGACCGUGACGAGGAGGCCAAGAACCUCAACAUUGACAAGCUGCGGUCGGUGCGGCCGGCUUUCAAGCCGAACGGUGGCACAGUGACGGCGGCUAAUGCGGCGCCUAUCAACGACGGCGCGGCUGCCGUGGUGCUGGUGUCGGAGGCGAAGCUCAAGGAGCUCGGGCUGAAGCCGCUGGCCAAGAUCCUUGGUUGGGGUGAUGCGGCCCAAGAGCCCGAGCGAUUUACCACGGCGCCGGCCCUUGCCAUUCCCAAGGCCAUUGCCCAUGCCGGAUUGACGGCCGCCGAUGUGGAUUACUACGAGAUCAACGAGGCAUUUUCAGUUGUGGCCCUGGCCAACGCCAAGAUUCUGGGCCUGGACGUCGACAAGGUGAACGUGUUUGGCGGUGCCGUGGCCAUUGGCCAUCCGCUCGGCUGCUCGGGUGCACGCAUCGUCGCCACCUUGACGACGGUCCUGCGUGAGAAGAAGGGCAAGAUCGGCGUGGCGGCCAUCUGCAACGGCGGCGGUGGCGCGUCGUCGCUGGUGAUUGAGAACCUGCAGUAA
Grosmannia clavigera kw1407 is the source of this 1203-nucleotide messenger RNA. RefSeq names its product acetyl-acetyltransferase. Gene Ontology annotation, biological process: fatty acid beta-oxidation; ergosterol biosynthetic process. Gene Ontology annotation, molecular function: acetyl-CoA C-acetyltransferase activity. The transcript is spliced from 4 exons. NCBI's taxonomy places the organism in Eukaryota, Fungi, Ascomycota, Sordariomycetes, Ophiostomatales, Ophiostomataceae. The record is from RefSeq and is a predicted model, not a curated record. Bases 1 to 1203 code for a protein of 400 amino acids.